Molecule: messenger RNA, 354 nt
Organism: Striga asiatica
Lineage: Eukaryota; Viridiplantae; Streptophyta; Magnoliopsida; Lamiales; Orobanchaceae
Source: the annotation of a GenBank genome assembly
ACAAUACACAACUUCACGCCUACCGCCCGUCUCAGCUCGUCAUCUUCUACUACCGACAACGUCCCUUUCACGCUAUCUACCUCCUUUUCAUCUUCUCACAGAAAUCACUUCCGCCAUUUGAUCUCUCUGCACCGUCGAUUUCACCACUUCCGGCCAACAUCAUCGACGCCAGCAUCUGCACAUGAACAAAUCGCGAAGGUGCAAUAUUCUCAAGCUUUCGCCGGGGUGCUUGUUCUGUUGGUAAUCACCGUGUAUCCGACGGUCGAGACUGAUAGUAUUUUCGGUGAGGUUCGGGUGACGACGGGAAUGCGAGAGGUGUUGGUGAGUUUGGUGGGUUUAGUGAUGAGAAUUAGA